Molecule: messenger RNA, 840 nt
Organism: Oppiella nova
Lineage: Eukaryota; Metazoa; Arthropoda; Arachnida; Sarcoptiformes; Oppiidae
Source: the annotation of a GenBank genome assembly
AUGGAUAAAGUGAUAAAUGGCGACACCGGGGAUCUCACGGAACCCCUACAUCACGCAAAUUCAAAGGACAAAAGCAAAUGCAUUAAUAAUGGCGCCAAUAGUAACAUCAAUAGCACUAACCUAUCGGACAGUGGGUUCUCAGAGGGAACGGAGGAUAACAAAGGGUUAACGGUAGGCAAUGGAAAGGUAGCCAACGGUAAGCUGACGCCAAAUGGCGGCCAACAAAGUCGACUCCACGAGACAAUACAGAUGGAGAGGAUUCGGUUGAAGUCGAGGGGAAACCACUUCUUCUCGGACGGCAAACGACGAGUCGAUUAUGUUUUGGUUCACAUGAAGACCAACCAAAUCAAGACCAAUGAUGAGUCCAUUGCCGCCAAAUCACGCAAUGUCUUCGAAUCAAAUCUGCGGGAAGAGGGUCUGGAGCUGGAGUACGCGGACGACAUCGGCGGGUAUGGCUACGUGUUCGCCAAGAUCUACACGCCCUGGCACGUGAUGACCCGGUACGCGGAGGUGAUGAAGCUGAAGAUGCCGAUGAAGACCAUACAGACCUCGUGGAAGAUGCUGUUCGACGAGGACGAGGAUCACGCCAUGCGAUUCACGGCCGCCUACUCGCGGGAUAAGGACUACCUGUUCGACAUCCCGCCCCAAAAGGAGCAGUUUUUCUCGACGGCACAGAGAGCACAAGUGGUCGAGUUUAUACUCAAACGCAAAAGCUUUAGCCCUAACCUCAACGAUGCCAACGAGUUUGGUAUCAGUAAACUGUUGAACGAUAAUAUAUACAUAGCUGCCUACCCCCUACAUGAAGGGUAUAAUACAGCGUGUAGUAAACUGCACUUCUAG